Molecule: messenger RNA, 1350 nt
Organism: Lampris incognitus (smalleye Pacific opah)
Lineage: Eukaryota; Metazoa; Chordata; Actinopteri; Lampriformes; Lampridae
Gene: adra2c
Product: adrenoceptor alpha 2C
Exons: 1
Coding region: 1-1350 (449 amino acids)
Biological process (GO): platelet activation; adenylate cyclase-activating adrenergic receptor signaling pathway; regulation of smooth muscle contraction
Cellular component (GO): membrane
Molecular function (GO): alpha2-adrenergic receptor activity
Source: RefSeq, a predicted model, not a curated record
AUGGAUUUCUUCAAUAGCUCCGGCUUGUACAAUGAGAUGGGGACGGGGAACGUCUCCUUAAACAUCACGUCCCAGUACAGCCAGCUCGCUGUCUGGGGUCUAGCUGGACUCGUCAGCUUCCUCAUUUUGUUCACAAUAGUAGGAAACGUACUGGUCGUUAUCGCCGUUUUAACGAGCCGAGCUUUGAAGCCGCCCCAGAAUCUGUUUCUGGUGUCCCUGGCCAGUGCUGACAUUUUGGUCGCCACGUUGGUCAUGCCCUUUUCUCUUGCCAACGAACUUAUGGGCUACUGGUUUUUCGGCAAAGUUUGGUGCGACAUCUACUUGGCGUUGGACGUUUUGUUCUGCACCUCCUCCAUCGUGCACCUGUGUGCCAUCAGUUUGGACAGGUACUGGUCGGUGACCCAGGCAGUAGAGUACAACUUAAAGAGAACGCCCAGGCGAGUGAAGGGGAUGAUUGUGGUGGUGUGGUUAAUCUCAGCGGUCAUCUCCUUCCCUCCGUUGAUCUCUAUGGACAGGAGCAGCAGUGAGGUUAUCCCCCAGUGCAUGCUGAACGAUGAGACCUGGUACAUCCUCUACUCCAGCAUUGGCUCAUUCUUUGCACCCUGUGUCAUCAUGAUCCUGGUCUAUAUUCGGAUCUACCAGGUAGCCAAGACCCGGACCAGAACCAUGUCGGGAAAAAAAAGGGAUGCGGAGUCACCGCAGGAGAAUGGCUUGGACCGAACUGAAGAGGGCCGAGGCGCGUCGUUAAAAUCGAAUGGAGAUUUGAGUAUUAAGGACCAGGAGCGCGGGAACGGGCACUGUCAGCAACAAACAGCUGGAUCUCCUCUACCCAAUGAACCCAGACAUCAGCCGGCAGACCACGAUGACGACUUUGAAGACAGCAGCUCCUCGGAUGAGAAACCUAAAAAAAAUUCGACUUCCUCCUCCAAACAUCACCACGAGGACAAGAAAGACGACAGGUCCAGUCGGAAGAGCAGCUCGGCCUCUAAAUACUCCAGCAGGAAGUCACGCACCAGCUCCAAAUCCAUGGAGCUCUUCUCGUCACGCCGGAAACGCCGGAGCACCGUGAGCCGGAAAAAAAUUUCUGCCGCGCGCGAAAAGCGUUUCACGUUUGUUCUCGCGGUGGUGAUGGGCGUUUUUGUUCUUUGCUGGUUUCCCUUUUUCUUCUCAUACAGUCUCUACGGGAUCUGCCGGGAGCCAUGCCAGAGCCCAAAGACGCUCUUCAAGUUCUUCUUCUGGAUUGGCUACUGUAACAGCUCUCUAAACCCAGUCAUUUACACCAUCUUUAACCAGGACUUUCGGAGAGCUUUCCAGAAGAUCCUCUGUAAGUCAUGGAAGCGAUCUUUCUGA